AUGGUACAAGUUAUGUGCAUAACUGAGCACUGGCACAGAAAUAGUGAAAUAAUAUUCCUUAAUAACAGUAAUUAUACAGUACAAAGUUCAUUCGUUAGAAAGGAAACCAUCCAUGGUGGCUCUCUUAUAAUUGUAACUAAUAAUUUAAAAUGUAAGGAACGUUCAGAUAUAGUAAAAUUAUCAGUCGAGCGCAAUGUAGAAUUAUCAUGUGUUGAACUGGAACAGUUUGUUAUAAUUUGUGUAUACAGGCCUCCUUCAGGUGAUUUUAACACUUUUGAAUCAGUAAUGGAAAAUUCUCUCUCUAAACUUAAUUCCACUAGUAAAUCACUUUUAGUUUGCGGUGACUUCAAUGUUAAUAUUUUAGAAUCAUCUUCUUUAACUACAAGGUUGCUAAACUUAUUUAAAUCAUUUAACUUAGUAAAUUUAUUUCUAGAACCAACUCGAAUUACGGCAACCUCGUCAACCUGUUUAGAUAAUAUAUUUACUAAUUGUAGCGCCACAGAGACUCUGAUUACCAAUGGCCUAACUUCCGAUCAUUGUGGUCAACUGGCGCGGUUUCCUGAUAAAAAGAAUAAAAUCAAGCGGGAAAUAACAUGUCGGCCCUUAACAACCAGUCGUUUUAAUAGGUUUAAAAAUAAUAUUAACGCGAAACUAGACAGUGAAAUAUUAAAUAAAAACAAUCCCCAUUUAAUGUACGGAGCACUAUUUGAUAUAAUAAAAUACGAAUUUAAUUCUAGUUUUAAAACCAAAACGCUCGUACUAAAAGAAACGGCUAACUUCAAUGAGUGGGCUACCCCCGGCAUUUACAAGAGUAGAGCUAAGCUGUAUGAGUUGUAUGAAAUGAAAAAUUAUAAUUUUGAUGAAAAUUUUAUUAGAUUUGUUAGGAAUUAUUCUAAAUUGUUUAAAAAAGUUUGUCAUGCGGCAAAAUCAAUGUAUUUCAGUAAUAAAAUUAAGAAUAGUAAGAGUAUAAUAAAAGCGACGUGGAAUAUUAUAAAUAGCGAGACCGGGAAAAUCAAACAGCGUGAUAAUCAGUAUAAAAUCAUUAAUGAGAAUCAAGUUUAUGAGAAAGAUUCUGAUGUAGCUCGCGAAUUUAAUAUACGUAAGGCAAAACCUAGAUUCAUAUAGUAAAAACAGCGACGUACAUCAUUUUAAUA
Messenger RNA from Helicoverpa zea (corn earworm), 1154 nucleotides. RefSeq lists its product as uncharacterized. Gene Ontology annotation, molecular function: catalytic activity. The record is from RefSeq and is a predicted model, not a curated record. NCBI's taxonomy places the organism in Eukaryota, Metazoa, Arthropoda, Insecta, Lepidoptera, Noctuidae. The transcript is spliced from 2 exons. Bases 1 to 1125 code for a protein of 374 amino acids.